This is a messenger RNA of Melanotaenia boesemani (Boeseman's rainbowfish), 2226 nucleotides long. RefSeq names its product coronin-1C-A-like. Gene Ontology annotation, molecular function: actin filament binding. Gene Ontology annotation, biological process: cell migration; actin filament organization. The coding region runs from base 297 to 1733 and encodes 478 amino acids. The transcript is spliced from 11 exons. The record is from RefSeq and is a predicted model, not a curated record. NCBI's taxonomy places the organism in Eukaryota, Metazoa, Chordata, Actinopteri, Atheriniformes, Melanotaeniidae.
UGAAUUUAAUAACGGGAUGAGAAUAGAGUAUUGGUAGUCUUCCGCAGGUGAGGAACGGACAGUACAUGCGUGUUUUGUGAACUGGCGUCCUGAAAAAGCUUUAAAUUACUGGCUGUGGGCAAAUAUUAGCAAUCGCGAGGGAAAGGGGUCGUUGCGACUGGACUUUUUUUUUUCGUGGAGUCAAGGGAUAUUAAAGCAACGUCCUGCAGGAUAAGGGCGCGCCUAAACUACCAGAUUCAUGUGUUGAGUGUGGAAAACCCCCGUGCGUAGGAAAGUCUUGCAUAGAUUUAGGAGAUAUGUUGCGGCGAGUUGUGCGACAGAGCAAGUUCCGUCAUGUGUUCGGUCAGGCUGUGAGGAACGAUCAGUGCUACGAUGACAUCCGGGUGUCCAGGGUAACAUGGGACAGUUCCUUCUGUGCUGUCAACCCCAAGUUUGUCGCCAUCAUCAUUGAGGCAAGCGGAGGAGGGGCCUUUCUUGUCCUUCCUCUACACAAGACUGGCCGUAUAGACAAGGUGUACCCGACAGUGUGUGGUCACACAGGCCCAGUGCUGGACAUCGACUGGUGUCCUCAUAAUGAUCUUGUCAUUGCUAGUGGCUCGGAGGACUGCACAGUCAUGGUCUGGCAGAUACCUGAGAACGGACUUGAGACCUCCCUGUCAGAGCCUGUGGUUGUGUUGGAGGGCCAUUCUAAAAGGGUUGGCAUUGUGUCUUGGCAUCCCACCGCUCGCAACGUUCUCCUCAGUGCAGGGUGUGACAACCAGAUCAUCAUCUGGAAUGUGGGCACUGGAGAGGCCAUGAUCUACCUGGAGGACAUGCACCCUGAUGUUAUCUUUAGUGUCAGCUGGAGUCGCAAUGGCAGCCUCUUGUGCACCGCCUGCAAGGACAAGAAGGUCCGCGUCAUCGACCCUCGUAAAAAGAAGGUUGUGGUGGAGAAGGACAAAGCUCAUGAGGGAGCUCGACCAAUGAGAGCGAUCUUUUUAGCAGAUGGAAAUAUUUUCACCACUGGAUUCAGCCGCAUGAGCGAGCGCCAGCUAGCCCUGUGGAAAUCUGAUAACAUGGAUGAGCCGAUAUGUGUUCAAGAGAUGGACUCCAGUAAUGGAGUUCUGCUGCCCUUCUAUGACUCUGACACCAACAUAGUCUACCUGUGUGGAAAGGGUGACAGCAGCAUUCGGUACUUUGAGAUCACUGACGAGGCACCGUUUGUACACUACCUCAACACCUUUUCCACAAAGGAGCCGCAGAGGGGUAUGGGGUACAUGCCCAAGAGAGGUUUGGACGUCAACAAAUGUGAAAUCGCAAGGUUUUACAAGUUACAUGAGAGGAAAUGUGAACCAAUCAUCAUGACAGUCCCACGUAAAUCGGAUCUGUUCCAAGAUGACCUAUAUCCAGACACAGCCGGUCCUGAUCCUGCCCUGGAAGCAGAGGAGUGGUUUGCGGGUAAGAACGGAGGCCCAAUCCUGAUCUCACUCAAAGAUGGCUACGUCUCCACAAAGAGCCGGGACCUGAAAGUGAUCAAGACGAAUGUCCUGGAGAAUAAGCCGGCCCCAAAAGCAGAAACCAUCUCAAUUAUCCACAAGCACGCUUCUCCUUCUCCUUCUCCACAGUCCUCUGUGAAAAUGGAAGACAAACUGGAAGAAGUACUCCGAGAGUUUAGGUCACUCAGGGACCGCGUCAUCCUUCAAGACCGUCGGAUUGCCAGACUGGAAGAGCAAGUUGCCAAGGUUGCCAUGUAAGACAUGGAGUCUUCCCAGGACCAUCGAUUGUUUGGGAACAAACAAGUGGACCGGGUCAGCAGUGGCCAAAUUCUCAAGAUUCGGCUUCACUGAGCUUGGCCUCGUUUCUGUGAUGAGACCAAGCCCACAUUCCAAGAUGAACUUUAGUUUUGCUCAUCAAGCCUCUGUUUUCACACACACACACAAAAACACACACAGAGAAAAGGAAAAACCCAUGCAGCUCAUGUACACAUCUGAAAAGAAAGACAGUUUUGUUGAAGGAAGUCUUACUGUUUUUAUUUUCAACCUGUGGUAAAACAUUCUUAUGUGAAGUUUGUACUUACUGCUCAAAAACUGUAUGUAGCAUCAGUAUUUCCAUUGUUAUUUUUGUGUUGCCAAAUAUGAAUUGUGUGCUGUUUAAUGCACUGCUUUUACAUUAUUUUUCCUCCUGUUGUACAUUCCAGUCACCACCUGGUAGAACAAUAUUGUCAAGCUGGAUUUUUUUUUUUUUUAU